This is a messenger RNA of Seminavis robusta, 1149 nucleotides long. Lineage: Eukaryota; Bacillariophyta; Bacillariophyceae; Naviculales; Naviculaceae. The record is from the annotation of a GenBank genome assembly.
AUGAAUCCUGCAACUAAUUUUGCUUACACUCCCAUGAUUGAGCAGCAGUAUGAUCUCCUCUCAGACUAUGCCAAGAUGACUCCCCACAUGGUGGGAGAAUCCAACUACUUUUACAACCGGUAUAUUCAGGAGCCCUAUGUCCGAGAUAACAUGACCCUCGUGUACUCUCUUCUCAAGGCCAACACCGAAGAAUCCCUUGGGAAUAAAUGCCUUGAGACCUAUGAGACCUUUGAUCCUUACCAACAAGGUGGACCCCUGAUGUUGAUCCUCAUACUUCAUCGUAUCCAAGACUCCUCUGAGUCUGCCAUUCUUCGAGUGCUCGGUUCCCUCAAGAAGUUGAAGAUCCGAGAUCUAGAGGGAGAGAGUGUGGAAACCGCUGUAACUCUCAUCAAGACUGCCACUGAUCUGUUGACCAGCAAUGGCAGGGAAGGCAAGAGCUUUAUCCCUGAUGACUACACUGAGACUGUCUUGGACAUCUUCCAGUCCUCGAGUAACUCUCAGUUCAACAAGACCUUCAAGGACGUGAAGGAUGCAGCCCUCGCAGAAUCAGAUCGAACCUCUAAGCUUCCAGUUUACCCUUCCAUAUCUGAAUUGUGUGAUCAAGCUGCCAACAUGUACAACCGCCUGGCUCGCCAGCCAGAUGGUUGGGUCAAAUCUAGCAAGAAGAAAGCCAGUGGCUUCCAAGCUCAAGCAAACACCAACUCUCGAGGAGGUGGAGGCCCUCCUCUCAAAGGUUGGAACUGUGGUUCUCCUGACCACAUGAUUCCUAAGUGUCCCAAGCCCAAGGAUGAAUCCCUUAUUGCCAAAGCUCGCAAUGCCUUCUUGGAUGCUAAGAAGAAGUCGGGAAAUUCCUCCAAGGACAAGCACUCAAGGCUUACCAAGAUGUCAGAAGAUGUAAAGCCUCUCAUUCAGAAUAAGCAUGGCCAGUUCGUUCUCAACCAGAAGGUUUGGAAGGAGAUGCAAACGGACCGAGCCAUGAUGGGUGUGAUUUGUGACCACUAUCGCAAUAGUGCUGGUGGGUCGCAAACCCAUGAGGGAGCCUCCAGCUCUCCACCCACAGAUGAUACCUCCUCUGGCCACGCAGACCAGUCUGCUUCCGCUCAGACUGACCCUCUGCAAGCAGAACAGUCUCCAUCCAUGAUGCCGUGA